UUUCCCCCCUCCUUCCACACUCACUCCCGCACACCCCCCCCCCCUCUCUCCUCCAGCUCCACCGUCCGCCCGUGCCGCGCCAUGGCGGUGAGCAACAACAUCACGGCGUGCGUCACCUUCCUGGUCCUGCUCUGCACGGUCCCCAUCGCCGCCACGGGCGUCUGGCUCGCCGCCCGCCGCGGCGGCGCCGGGUGCGCGCGCCUCGCCCGCUGGCCCGUCGCCGCGCUCGGCGCGCUCCUCCUCCUCGCCGCGCUCGCGGGCCUCGUCGGCGCCCGCCGCAACCUCAGGGGCCUCCUCGCCUGCUACCUCUUCGCCGUGGCCGCCCUCGUCGCGCUCCUCCUCGCGCUCCUCGCCGCCGCCUUCGCCGCCGCGCACGGCUCCGGGGCGUACCCCGUGCCCGGCCGCGCAUACCAGGACUACCGCCUCGAGGGCUACUCGCCGUGGCUGCGGAGGUACGUCGCCGGCGACCCGGAACGGUGGGAGGGCAUCCGGGCCUGCGUCGCCGGCUCGGGCACCUGCAGGAAGCUCGCCAUGGACAGAUCCUUCAUCGUGCCGGAGCAGUUCUACAUGACGCACCUCUCCCCCAUCGAGUCCGGGUGCUGCAAGCCGCCGACGGCGUGCGGGUUCGCGUACGUGUCGCCGACGGCGUGGUCGGGCCCCGCGGCGAGCGCGGACCCGGACUGCGCGGCGUGGAGCAACGACCCGGGGCAGCUCUGCUACGGCUGCGCCUCCUGCAAGGCCGGCGUGCUGGGGGCGCUCCGGGAGCAGUGGCGCCGGGCCAGCGUGCCGCUGCUCGCCGCCACCGUCGCGCUCAUCUUCGUCUACGUCGUCGGCUGCUGCGCCUUCCGCAACGCGCAGACGGAGGACCUGUUCCGCCGCUACAAGUGGGGCAACAACACCAACUACUGAUGACCUGCAACUGCGAGCAGGGAGGUGAGUUCUGUCUGCGUGCAAUGUCUUCAGAAGCUUGUAAUUAAGAUGAAUGGUUUGGUGCCGGUGAUCUGAGCAAGAAUUUCGACGGAAUGAGCCUCCUCUUUUUCUUUCCUUUUGUGAAUUCUGUGCUCCAAGAAUCUCGAUGAUGCGAUCCUGACUGAAACUUCUUAAGAUCAGUUGGUGCCGGCAACA
Messenger RNA from Panicum virgatum (switchgrass), 1125 nucleotides. RefSeq names its product tetraspanin-2-like. The record is from RefSeq and is a predicted model, not a curated record. Gene Ontology annotation, biological process: auxin-activated signaling pathway. Gene Ontology annotation, cellular component: plasmodesma; plasma membrane. Lineage: Eukaryota; Viridiplantae; Streptophyta; Magnoliopsida; Poales; Poaceae. The transcript is spliced from 2 exons. The coding region runs from base 82 to 909 and encodes 275 amino acids.